Girardinichthys multiradiatus is the source of this 1913-nucleotide messenger RNA. RefSeq names its product glyoxylate reductase/hydroxypyruvate reductase b (gene grhprb). NCBI's taxonomy places the organism in Eukaryota, Metazoa, Chordata, Actinopteri, Cyprinodontiformes, Goodeidae. Gene Ontology annotation, molecular function: NAD binding; hydroxypyruvate reductase [NAD(P)H] activity; hydroxypyruvate reductase (NADH) activity. The coding region runs from base 56 to 1141 and encodes 361 amino acids. Gene Ontology annotation, cellular component: cytosol. The transcript is spliced from 9 exons. The record is from RefSeq and is a predicted model, not a curated record.
UGCGACAGACUAAACUCCAAAAGUAUCACCUCAUCUUACUGAGAACUGCAGGUUAAUGGCAAUGUUGAGCAGCCUCAUGGCACUACGCCGACUACAGAGACUUGCUGUUGCUCCUUUGAGUUUCGCCGGUGGUGCAACAACCCAAGUGCUCAGGGAGAUGUCAACUCUGCCACGGGUGUAUGUCACUAGACAGAUCCCACCUGAAGGCCUGAGGAUCCUCCGGGAUUCUGGACAGGUGCACUUUGAGCUGUGGGACUCGGACGACGUCCCUGUGCCGAGGAACGAGCUGCUUCAGAAUGUGAAAGGUGUUGAUGGUCUGCUCUGCGUGCUGACUGAAAAGAUUGAUGCAGAACUGUUGGAUGCUGCAGGCCCAAACCUGAAGGUCCUCAGUACCAUGUCAGUGGGGUUUGAUCAUCUAUCUUUGGAGGAGCUGAAGAAAAGAGGAAUCCGUGUAGGUUACACCCCUGAGGUCCUGACAGAUGCUGUUGCAGAGCUGACUGUAGCUCUGCUGCUUGCAACCUCCAGGAGACUUAUAGAGGCCACUCAUGAAGCUAAGACUGGUGGCUGGGGCACAUGGAGAACUUUGUGGCUGUGUGGAUACGAGCUGGCCAACAGCACUGUGGGAAUUCUCGGUCUUGGAAGGAUCGGUGUGGCUAUCGCAGAGCGGCUGGCACCUUUCAAAGUAAAGAAGUUUAUAUACACAGAUGUGGCUCCUAGACCUGAGUUGGCCAAGGCCAUCAAUGCUGAAUAUGUGUCAUUGGAUGAGCUGGCAAAGCAGUCAGACUUCCUGUCGGUGUGCUGUGCUCUAACACCAGAGACCAAAGAAAUCUGCAACAAGGACCUCUUCGCAAAGAUGAAAAACACCUCCAUCAUCAUCAACACCAGCAGAGGAGGGGUUGUAAAUCAGAAGGACCUGUAUGAAGCUCUGUACACCGGGCAGAUAGCUGGAGCUGGGUUAGACGUCACCGUCCCUGAGCCCCUGCCCACCAGCCACCCGCUGUUUACCCUCAAAAACUGCGUGAUUCUUCCGCAUAUUGCUAGUGCUUCCUACAGCACCCGUAACGCCAUGUCUGCCCUGGCAGCGAACAACCUCCUCCUUGGCCUGCGAGGCCAGCCAAUGAUCAAAGAGCUCAAGCUGUAAGAACAGGCUUGCUCCAGAGGACUUAGGUUUUGGAGAACUACAGGGCUCCAAAUUUUCCAAUGCAAAAGUAUUUCCACUUUUGCCGAUUGGUAGAUUUUUUUUUCCCAUCGGUUUGCUUUUAUAGCAUUGUUCACAUCUGAGAAUGAAACAUUUAACUCAAAUUUCACAAACCAUGAAACACAACCCUGACCCACUCAGGGUCAUGAAUCAAUAUGUCUGGAGCCAUGAGAUCAAGUAACAAAAGUGACAAGCGUAAGAGAUUUUUCAAAGUUUCUCUAUGGUCCUUUAUUUUUUUUGUGGAACAAUUAUUUGUUGCAAAAACACCUUACACCAUUGAAAAGCUCUCGUUUCCCUUCAAAUGGUGCAAAGUUUUUCAUGGCAGCAAGCUAAAUACUCGGCUCCGCUGCUCAACUCACAAAUGGAUUUUCGUUUAAAACGUGGUAGCAUUCAACAGGCUUUUCAACGGGGUAAGAUUUAAUCCAAACUGUAAAAAAAAAAAAAAGAAAUCCCCACAAAUUUCUUUACCUGUGUGCACAGCCAAACAAAGUCGAUGUGUAAUGCUCCAAACCACAGGUUCAGUUUACAACCCUGAUCUCAGAGGCUCUAAAUGCCAAAAAAGCAGUGAAAUGGUCCUUUUCAAAAAUGUGGAAUCAGUGGAUUUUUCUGGCAGUAACUACAGAAAUCGAAAUAUUCACUAAAUCUGGACAAAUACCAAAGUUGUGUUUUAUUAAUGGAAAAAUGAUGAUUAAACAUAAAUAAAUGUAGAAAGCCU